Messenger RNA from Lodderomyces parapsilosis, 336 nucleotides. RefSeq names its product ribosomal protein P1 beta (gene RPP1B). The record is from RefSeq and is a predicted model, not a curated record. Gene Ontology annotation, molecular function: protein kinase activator activity; ribonucleoprotein complex binding; structural constituent of ribosome. Gene Ontology annotation, cellular component: cytosolic large ribosomal subunit; ribosome. Bases 1 to 336 code for a protein of 111 amino acids. Gene Ontology annotation, biological process: translational elongation; cytoplasmic translation. The transcript has a single exon. Lineage: Eukaryota; Fungi; Ascomycota; Pichiomycetes; Serinales; Debaryomycetaceae.
AUGUCAUCAGAAUCAUCAAUUUCAUACGCUGCGUUGAUCUUAGCUGAUGCUGAGCAAGAAAUUACUUCCGACAAAUUAUUAGCCAUCACCAAGGCUGCUGGUGCUCAAGUUGACUCCAUCUGGGCCGAUGUUUUCGCCAAGGCUUUGGAAGGUAAAGACUUGAAAGAAUUGUUGUUCUCUUUUGCUGCUUCUGCUCCAGCUGGUGGUGCUGCUGCUGCCGGUGGUGCUGGUGCCGCUGCUGGUGGUGAUGCCGGUGCUGCCCCAGCUGAAGAAGCUAAGGAAGAAGAAGCUGCUGAAGAAUCUGAUGAUGACAUGGGAUUCGGUUUAUUCGAUUAA